Cydia fagiglandana is the source of this 7055-nucleotide messenger RNA. RefSeq names its product SR-related and CTD-associated factor 4 (gene Isha). The transcript has 24 exons. Gene Ontology annotation, cellular component: nucleus. Bases 148 to 4539 code for a protein of 1463 amino acids. The record is from RefSeq and is a predicted model, not a curated record. Lineage: Eukaryota; Metazoa; Arthropoda; Insecta; Lepidoptera; Tortricidae. Gene Ontology annotation, molecular function: RNA binding.
UUUGCUCAGUUUGCUUCUGCACGCCAUUUUGUAAUUUUGAGCAUGUUGACUUGGUCACGAAAAUGAUUAUCCUAACGCUAGUUUUUAACUGUAGGAGUAUAAUUGAUUAAGUAUAGUUUAAUUAGACAAAAGAAGCAAUACAGCAAAAUGGAUAUGCCAGAAGUGAAGGCGUUCAACGCGGAGUUAUCCGGGUUGUACGACAACAAGCCUCCGAUCUCGAAGGCAAAGAUGAGUGCUAUCACACGGGGUGCUAUUAAGGCUAUAAAGUUCUACAAGCACGUCGUACAUAGUGUUGAAAAGUUCAUUCAAAAGUGCAAGCCAGAAUAUAAAGUGCCUGGUUUAUACGUGAUAGAUUCGAUAGUACGGCAGUCGCGACACCAAUUCGGGCAGGAUAAGGAUGUGUUCGCGCCGCGGUUCGCCAAGAACAUGCAGCAGACCUUCGCGAACCUGUUCAGAUGCCCUCCUGAAAAUAAGGGUAACAUCAUCAGAGUGCUAAACCUGUGGCAGAAGAACAAUGUGUUUGGCCCGGAGGUGAUCCAGCCGCUGAUGGAUAUGGCGGACCCUAACCACCCGCUGCACCAGGAGAUCCAGCAGCAACAGAACAACACUGCUAAUGGGAGUAGUCUAACCCUGAAUACCAGCCACAACUCUGACAAGAAGAUAUCCCCAGUGCCGGCUCCGCUACACACUCCUCCGGACAACUCUCCUAUGGGUGAUUCAUUCCAGGACCAACCGUCAGGCAACCAAGGCGUCAAGUUCAAUCGCAAGCUCCUCUCCAACGACUUUGAGUACGAGAGCGAUGACGACGGCGGGCACGACACGCACGCCUCGCACGCCACGCACGGCUCGCACACCACGCACGCCUCGCACGCGACACACGCCCAGCCGCAGCAGACCGCUGAGACGUUGCCGUUGGGGAGCAUACUGACUAAUCCUGAGAUAAUGCGGCAGCUGCAGAGCCUUCAGGCGCAAAUGCAACUCAUGACUGGAAUGUCUGGAAUGCAAAUACCUAAUUUAAUGCCAAUGAUGACAGAGCUACAGCAGAAUCAAAACCAACCAUUUUUGAACAAAGAACAGCAGAAACAGAACGAGUCCAAGGAUGACAUGGUGGAAUCUGACAUUGAGUUUGUAGAGACUGGGCCGCAGGUUAUAGAAAUACCAGACGCUAAUGACUCCAGGAGUCCGUCCCCGCGGCGGAGACACCGCUCGCGCUCUCGCUCCCGCGGGCGGCGCCGCCGCAGUCGGUCUCGCUCGCGCUCGAGUCGCUCGCCGCGGCGGCGGCGGGACAAGGACCGCGACCGGGAACGGGACAGAGAUCGGGAUCGUGACAGAGAUAGAAAUAAGGAUAAUAAGAGUCACAAAGAAAGGGAAGCUGACAAGGAGAAACAGAGGGAACGAGAGAAGAAAGGGUUACCACCGAUUAAGAAGGAGAACCUAAGUGUAUGCAGCACAACACUAUGGGUGGGCCACUUAUCAAAACUCGCAACGCAAGAAGAACUGUCAGACCUAUUCGGCGCCAUUGGUGGUGUAGUCUCCAUAGAUGUGGUCGGGCCGCGCGGCUGCGCCUUCGUAGUCAUGGAGCGGCGCCGCGACGCGCACAAGGCGUUAACUACCCUUAACAAACAUAAGCUGCACUCUAAAGAAAUUGCUGUGGCUUGGGCUCCAGGCAAGGGCGUGAAGGGCCGGGAGUGGAAGGACUACUGGGAGGCCGAGCUCGGCGUGUCCUACCUGCCGUGGGCCGCGCUGCACCAGCGCUGGGUGCUCGGCGCGCUGUCGCUCGACGCGCUGGAGGACGGCGGCGCUGUUGAUGAAGAGACGCUGCCGCCGUGGCUGCCGCCCAGGAUUCUACCCAAGACCCUAAUGGACGGCAUGGUCGGCAUGAUGCCCAUGGGCAUCCCCGGCGCGGCCGGCAUGCCCCCCAUGCCCAAUGCCAUGCCCAACGCGAUGCCCAAUCCUUUGCAAAAUGCCAUGCCUAACGCGAUGCAGAAUGCCAUGCCCAAUGCGAUGCAGAAUGCCAUGCCCAAUGCGAUGCAAAAUGCCAUGCCCAAUGCGAUGCAGAAUGCCAUGCCCAAUGCAAUGCCUGGCGCAAUGCCAGGCAUGUCGGCGUUGCAGUUACCACCACCUGGCAUGGGUCCGGGCCUGCCGCCCGGCAUGCCGCCGGGCAUGCCCCCCGGCCUGCGGCCGCCGAACAUGCCACAGCAAGUGCCCGGUAUGCAGCCUGAGGCGGGUAUGCCGCCGACCAGCGCACUCUUGAGGUUCCCUGGAAUGCCGCCGCAGCCCAUACAAUCCAUGCCAUCUAUGCCACAACCGGGCAUGGCGGCGCUGCCGGGCUUCCUGGGCGGGCUGCUGGCCGUGGGCGGGCUGGUGGGCGGCGUGCCGCUGCACCACGCGCCGCCGCAGCACCAGCAGAUGCAGCAAAGGGUGUCGGAGGUGACGAGAACUGACGACGCGAUGGACCUGGACACGGAGGAGCAUAACGAGGACGUGCCCAGCGAACAACCCCAGCCACUGUCAGACCAGCUUCAAGCUCUACUUUCAAAACCACCGCCCGGUUUCAACUCCUCCGAACCUCCCCCCACAUUCAACCUCUCCGAGCCUCCCCCCACAGCGGCCAACACGGAAGACAAACAGGACGACAAGCGGGACCGGGACCGCCGGGAUCGCGACCGGGAUCGCCGGGACCGAGGGGACCGGGACCGGAGGGACCGGGAUCGGGGCAAUAGGGACAGGGAAAGAGGCGGACGAGAUCGUGAUAGGGACCGAGGCGAUCGUGACCGCGACCGUGACCGUGAGCGCGGCGGGCGGGACCGGCGCGACCGCGACCGGGACCGGGACCGCGAGAACCGGGACCGGUUUAACGCGCCGAGGGAUAAUAAUAAUAGAGAACGAAGCCGCUCGAAGUCCCCGCGCGAGGCAGGGGCGGGAGGGGAAAAGUCGCUGCAAGAACGGUUGUGGGAGAUGGCCAACGGCAAACGCGACGAAUUCCCACAGCCUCAACAACAGGAUAACAUGGGUCUAGAAGAAAACAGGGUUGAACGGCCGCCACUGGAUCGAAUGCCACGGCCAGUAAUGGAUGGUGAGGGCGACGCGGCCGACGACUGGCGCCACCCCGCGGGACCGCACGCGCCGCCCUUCAGGCCCGAUCCGAGAAUGCGAGGGCCCCGACAGUCUGUAAGAGGUCCAUGGAUGGAGGGCGGUCCGGGCGGAGCUGGCGGCCCCCCGGGCCAGGGCCCGCCGUUCGGGGCGCGGUACAACGGCCUGGGCCCCCCGCCCCCGCCCCCGCCCGGCUUCCCCGGCCCCGGCCCCGGCCCCGGCCCGCGCUUCGAGCGCCCGCCCUUCAACCGCAUGCCCUUCGACGGCCCCGCCCGGCCCCCGUUCGACGGCGGCCGGCCUCCGUUCGACGGCCCGCGCCCGCCGUUUGACGGCCCGAGGUUCGACGGCCCCCGGCCGCCAUUUGACGGCCCGCGCCCGCCCUUCGACGGUAACAGGCCUCCUUUCGACGGCCCGAGGCCGCCUUUCGACGGUCCGCGCCCGUUCGACGGCCCGCGUCCAUUCGACGGCCCGUUCGACGGCGAACCUCCGUUUGACGGUCCGCCGGAAUUCUUCAACAACAGACGCUUCGAGGACCGAGAGUUCAACGACCGGGGCUGGAACGGGGACCGCGAGCGCGGCGAUCGCGACUGGAACGAUCGCAGAAACGACUGGGACGACCGCCGGCGGGAUCGCUUCCGGGACAAGGACCACGAGGACAGGUUCGACAGGAACAGGAACGACAGGAGGAGGAACUUUGACGACAGGAACGAUCGCGACCGGGACCGUAGUGACCGUGACCGCAGUGACCGUGACAAGAGUGACCGCGACCGGCCUAAGAGGGAGGAGCGCUCGCGUGCCGAUCGGCAGAAAGACAGGAAAUCUAGAUGGGGCGCCGCGGAAGAAUCGAAGGACGGUGAGACUUCUUCGGAGGCCGCGGAGGCUCCUAAAGAUACAGAAGCCCCUAAAGAUGUUAGCACGGAGCAACCUGAACAAAUGGAUAUUCAUUCUAAUCAGGAACAAAAUGUGGAAACUAAAGAACCAGCAAGUAAUCAAAAAGUGGAAGCUAGAGAACCAGAGAGUGAGCCUGCGCCAAUGGAAACCGAAAGUACAAUAGAUACCCAUGAGGAGAGAGAACGACCAGUAGAAAUAGAGACAAAACAAUAUGAGGAAGCCCCUGAGUCUCGAAGCUUUGAUGAUAGUCAUCAAGCAUCUGAACCUGCAAACAAGGAAGAGACUCGAGAAAAUUAUGAAGAAAGGGUAGAAGCUCCAAUAGAGGAACCGAGAGAAGAAACGAGAAAAAUUGAAGAAACGGCACCAGUGAGUGAAGCUACAGAAACGCCAGACUUAUACGACGCAAAUGACGCAGUAGACACUAGCUUCUCAAUAGCACCAGAACAGAAAGAAACAGAGAACAGAAUAGAAUCUACAGACACAGAGAAUAGAAUUGAGUCUACAGAAGAGUCAAAAAGUGAGGACAUUUUCGAGCCAGCUAAAGGGGAGCCUUGACAGCGCCGCAGAUGGAAAUCGGGAUAUUUCCAGUGGAACUGAUUCGGGGGACGUGGCGGAUUUUCCGACUAUGGUGUAACCGUCUUAUUUGGUAAGAAUUUCUGAACUUACUGUGACUUGUAUAUAUUGAAAUUUGAUUUCGUAAUGGUGAUAUUUUGUUGAUAUAUUUUACUUUAAAUUGUAAUUAUUCGAUUCGUGUUUGUUAUAAAAUAACGGUAAUUAGCCAUAUUCAGUAAUGAGAAAAUAUCUGCAUAGAUGUCUUGAAUGUGUUGAGGUUCGAUUUUUUAUCAAAUAAGACGUAAAUUCAAAGCCAGAAUAGUUUUCAAAUUUGAUUGAUCAUUGACGAAUAGACUGAUUCAUGAAAUUACCUCUCUCGCGAACGCUGAAAUGCAAGACAAGUACAAAUUAUUGAUUGUAAAAUCGAAUCUGUGGCGGUAGAAGCAGAUUUGACGCGCUUUGUCUUCCUGAAGUAAAUUUACAGCUAAAUAACAUAUUGGUGGCGCUCUUAAGCAAAAGGUACUGUUUUUAUCGGUAAGACACGGCAAUGCCUUUUAUUGAAUUUCAAAAUUGAUAUAAUGGUACAUUUUGCCUGAAUACACGUUUUAUACCAUAGUCGGAAAGCGCUUACGGUGUAAUCAAAGGCAUAUUAUAGCGAAUCGCAAUAAGCAAGAUAAAGUAUCAGCUUCGAGUUCGUUUCAAAGAGAUAUGGAUAUUUUACCUUGGUUUUUUGCGAAGACGGGCCGAUAGAAACCAUAUGACGCCAAAGAUUUUAAUUUUAUAUUUACACCUUGUUGAAAUAUACGUGCCUUAUUGGUGACUUGGUGUUUGCUUUCCACGGCGGCGGAGCGGCGCGCACGCCCGGCCGCUCAAGUGGAGCGCCCGGGACAGGUAAUACGCACCGAGCACCUAUGUGAACACACCUUUACAUAUACACCGUAUGAGUAUUGCAACAUGACUUUGUAUAUAAUUUUAGGGUCUCAAAAAGUUGAUAGAUAAAUAAAAAUAUGGUAGGGUCGCGACAAAAAGUUGACCUCAUGGCGAGCCGAUUUCGAAUGCAUCAUAGGUCGGUCCUUAUGUUUUCUAACACUUCAGAGUUUAACUGUUGUGGUUUUAUAUAUUUCGAACGUUUCUUUUAUUUUCGAAACUAACUGCCAAAAUGUUUACAUGUGAAAAUAUGUUUGAAAGAAAGUUUUAAGAUUCGUAUUGUGUAAGUACAUAUGUGACUACUAUGAGUAAAAUAAUUUUUUUAUUAAAUAUAAUUAACUUUGUAAAAUUUAUUCCAUGUAUACUUAAAAUAGUAGCUAUUACAGGAAUGGAAUGUUGUGUGCAAUGAAGUAUAUAGAAAAAAGUUUGAUAUAAUACUUGUCAUGUUGCAAUGUUUCUUGUAUUACGAAAUUCUAACGAAACUUUUGAAAUGUAAUCACUUAACACAUUCGUACUCGGUGAGCGUUAUUUUUAUCACUAUGUAUUUAUGCCGAAAUGGAAUAUAACUGACACUAAUAAUCAAAUACAUAUUACUAAAAUUAAAAAUUUAUUUCAGAAAUUAUCUUUUUUCAUAAUUUAUAAUUCCAUUACGGUAUAACAAGUUUGAUAUCGCCAGCAAUGUGUGCAAAAUGCCUCUGAAGCGCCACGUCACCCGAAUCAACCACGGAAAAUCAAGAAUGAAGAUUAACGACACACGGAUGUCGUGCGACAGUCGUCUGCGUGUCGUCGGUCGGUCGCCAUUGCGUCGUUUGAACUAAACCGUUUUAUAUUUAAUGAUUUGUAAUGUAGGAUGAUACUUAACGUUUUUUCAGAUGCGGAAUAGCUUUUUACACAGUCAAUGUGGAUCGAUUUGCAUUAUCAUUGUUAUACAAUUGUAUAUUCUAAAUAAUGACUUGGUAGUUGCAUAACAAGCGACCGUCGUAUUUUUUUGUUGUUCAUUUCAUCUUUUAUAUUUGUGGUGGAUUGUAAUUAAUUAUAAUGAAAUUAUAUGAAUCGAUUAGGACGCGAAUAUAUAUUAAAUUCGUUGAAACACUUGUCAUCAGUGCGUAAGUUGCUGGUACUUAAUUUAAACAUUUCAUUAUGUAAAAGACCGAAGUGUUCUCAAAAUAUUGGUGAAGGAAUAGUAGACUAUAUGGAAACAAAAAUGCAUUUUUAUAACAAAUUUUAUUACGAUUCAAAUACAUAUAUACGAUAGUUAUAUAUAUCUAUACUAACACGGAUUUGUAAAUUUAUAGGAAAUUAACGAUAUCCAUCACUAUUUUAGCGUAGGGGUAGAUUAAAUUUUGACAUUCAAAAAUGUUAGGCACCUUGUGCUGUAUGUAUUCUUGUUGUCUAUAUGUAUGAUAUUUAUUUUACAUUUUCAGGGGCGUUGUCCUUAGGUACAUUUGUUAUUUUACUUAGUUUCUUUCAUGAUUAUUCAAAAUACAUUAGGUAUGUUAUAAUUUUAAGCCCUCUUAUGUAGAUAAGCAUUAAAUUAAAUGCAUGCUUCAAUGUUUGUCAUCUUGUGCUUCAAUAAAAACUUAUAAAAUGUC